Messenger RNA from Alternaria hordeiaustralica, 1467 nucleotides. RefSeq lists its product as uncharacterized. NCBI's taxonomy places the organism in Eukaryota, Fungi, Ascomycota, Dothideomycetes, Pleosporales, Pleosporaceae. Gene Ontology annotation, molecular function: protein binding. The transcript is spliced from 3 exons. The record is from RefSeq and is a predicted model, not a curated record. The coding region runs from base 1 to 1467 and encodes 488 amino acids.
AUGGCUCCAGUCGACUGCUACCAGCGCGCUGUGCGUCUGGACCAGUACCUCGCAGUGGCAUAUUUCCAGCAGGGUGUGUCAAACUUCCUUAUGGGCGACUUCGAGGAAGCCCUCGCCAACUUCAACGACACACUCCUCUACCUACGCGGAAACAACAACAUCGAUUACGAACAAUUGGGUCUCAAGUUCAAGCUAUACUCCUGCGAGGUACUGUUCAAUCGCGGUCUUUGCUACAUCUACCUCCAGCAAAGAGACGCCGGUCUACAGGAUCUGUCUUUCGCAGCCAAGGAGAAAGUGGUGCCCGACCAUGAUGUGAUCGACGAGGCUAUUCGGGAGGAAGCAGAAGGCUACACUGUCUUCUCCAUUCCCGUCGGCAUUGUCUACCGUCCCAACGAAGCCAAGGUCAAGAACCUGAAGACAAAGGACUAUCUUGGAAAAGCCCGCCUGGUCGCUGCUUCAGACCGGGCCAAUGCCUUUACUGGCUUCGCUGGCGCCGAAAUCAAGAAGGGAGGCCAGGCCGCAAAAGAUGACAGAACUGAGGAUAAGAUCUCGUACGCGGCGACCAACCUUGUCAAGCCAGAACUUCAGAGCAGAGCACGCCAGCAGUCAGAACCACCAAUGAACCGUAACAUGUUCCCACCCACACCGCCACCGGAGGCAGACAGAAGGUCUGGUGACAGGAGAUCUGGUGGAGAGCGGAGACCUGCCGCCGAUGCUCCCAUGAGCCGCGCGCAAUCCGUACGAGGCGGUGGCCCUAAGCCUCAGCCUCUGAACCUUGGACGAGCUGCCUUUGAUCAGCAAAGCAACAACGAGCCGCCUCGUCGCCAGCCAACACAGCGCUCCGCCUCUGAACGUCCACCACCAAGUCGUUCAGAGUCAAUGCGAGACCGAGGGCAACGUGAUCAGCGGGAUCAGCGAGACCAGCGAGACCGUGACUACAGGCCACGUCGCCGUGGGUCUGACGAUGAUAUCAUUGACGACUACUACGACAAUGACCCCUACCCGCCUUCUCGUGGGAGCCGCGGGGCAUACGCUCGCUCAAAACAGAGCAGGCGACCGGCUUACAUUGAAGAAGAAGACGAAGACGACUACGAUGGUAGUGAUCUUGAUGAUGCCGAAUUCGAGAUGAUGUCUCGCACAAAAUCCAGGAGACGAUCCCCCGCCCGCUCCGCCAGAUCUGGUGGUAGCACCCGCGGUGCAGGCAGCAAAGUCAGAGUGAAGGUCCACUCUAGCGACACACGUUACGUCUUUAUCAGUUCCGAUCAGUUAAUCACUGAAUUCUGGCAACAGAUUCGGGAGAAGUUCGGUGUACGAAAUAAGUUCAAGGUGGAGUUCAAAGACGAUGGCGACAUGAUCACCAUGGCCGACCAGGACGAUCUUGACAUGGCCAUCCAGACGGCGAAGAGUGUUGCAAGGAAGGAAGGCAGCGAUAUGGCCAAGAUGGAGGUUUGGGUUAGAGAAGUAUAG